Messenger RNA from Hermetia illucens (black soldier fly), 844 nucleotides. It is a transcript of the gene MCTS1, whose product is annotated as malignant T-cell-amplified sequence 1 homolog. Bases 151 to 699 code for a protein of 182 amino acids. Gene Ontology annotation, molecular function: RNA binding. Gene Ontology annotation, biological process: formation of translation preinitiation complex. NCBI's taxonomy places the organism in Eukaryota, Metazoa, Arthropoda, Insecta, Diptera, Stratiomyidae. The record is from RefSeq and is a predicted model, not a curated record. The transcript has 4 exons.
GUUCUUCUACAUUAUAGGAUAACUGUCAAAGAGACUGCCACGGGGUGGUUGUGUAGUGUUGACAGUUCCUUAAAUCUGUUUUUUCAUAACUCGGUAGAGCUAAGUUUUUCUAUAGCAUUUCUAUUAAUUCGUCCCUAAACGUUUGCAGUCAUGUUUAAAAAGUUCGACGACAAGGAAAGUGUUUCCGGUGUUCAGCAACUCAAGUCUUCAGUACAAAAGGGAAUACGUGCAAAGCUGCUAGAGAGCUACCCCCAUCUCGAAGGAUACAUUGACGAAGUAUUCCCUAAAAAGGAUGCAUUUCGCAUUGUUAAGUGUCAUGAUCACAUAGAGAUCCUUGUGAACGGAAAUGGAGAGCAACUGUUUUUCCGUCAUCGGGAAGGGCAGUGGAUGCCGUCGCUUCGCCUUUUGCAUAAAUAUCCAUUCUUUUUACCUAUGGAACAAGUUGACAAGGGUGCAAUUCGAUUUGUAUUAAGUGGAGCUAAUAUUAUGUGCCCCGGACUAACGUCACCUGGUGCAUGUAUGACUCCCGUAGAUAAAGGCACUGUCGUUGCUAUAAUGGCUGAGGGUAAACAGCAUGCCCUUGCCGUGGGCAUUACGACCCUUUCGACUGAGGAUAUAGCUAAAAUUAAUAAAGGAAUUGGCGUAGAGAAUUGUCACUACUUGAACGAUGGACUGUGGCAGAUGAAACCUAUUAAGUAGAGAGAGUGAAUAAAAUCAUGUUUAUUUAAAAUGUCUAAAAUAAUGCGUAUGGAUUGUGAUUAAUACAAAAACUCUUUUUUAAUUUUACUUUAAUCUAGUUCCGUGCUGUAUUUUGUACAAAUAAACGACGAAUGCGCCAUAGGAA